UCUGUGUGUGUGUGUCUGUGCGUAAAGUGUAAGUGUAAUGAGAUCCGGCUGCUUUAGUCGGCAAGCGCUUUCGCCGUGAACGCUGCUGCUUGCUGCUGCGCGGGCAACGCACCCAACGCACCGCUCAACGUGCGCGCUCAGAUGCUUCAAUCGUCACCACCACGACGACGAUACUGAAGAGAGAGGAGGACUCCGGGGGCUGUUGUGGGAUCGUGGUGGUGGGGGGGGGGAGAAGACGCACGGGGAAGCCACACCGCGUGCGCUCCCGCGUGAAGUAGGAGUGUGCGGGCAGAGGAACAGCGCACAAAGGGACGAACCAACGCCAAACAAGCGACAAACAUCAUCAUCAGCGGCGUCGGCGUCGGACUUGUGUCGCAUUGUUGCGCUGUGCUAGACUCUAGACGAGUGGUGAGUUGUGAGCGGCAAGACCGAGAAAAGAAGAGUUGCUGCUGCUGCUGCUGUGGGAAAGAAUCCGUGAGAGAAGAGGAGGAGGAGGCGGCUCUGAUCCUGUGGCUCUGCCUGCCUGCGUGGGGUGGAGGGGAUUCUUGUUUUCUUUUAAUUUUCUUUGUUAUUUUCUCGACUCUCCGUUGAGUACCGAGAUAGUAGGGGCGGUGGUGGGGGGGUUUAGGAUUCUCAUCCUAGAGGAGAGGAGCGUUGUCCCUCUGCGGAGAUCUUUGUAAGCGUGUGGAGACAUUCGUGGGGGGGGGGGGGCUCGGACGUUCGAAGGAAGAAGCGACGACACCACGAGCAGCAGCAGCAGGGCCAUCCAUUAUGCGGUCAGCCCUCUGCUGAGAUCUGACCCUGCCAGGCUCCUUCUAUCAGCACGACAAAAGCGCACACAGGCCACGGGCAGGAGAGGGCGAGGAAGUUUGCGACAGCAGGGAAGGGAGCGCGGGUCCUUGCCGCGCGCCAGCGUGCAUCUGAUGGAGACGCCACAGCGCAGACCUUGAGAGCCCAGCGAGCCCGUGCCACACACGCCACCGCCACCACCAAAAGCCACCUCGCCAGCUCAGCCCUCUCCAGCCAUGGCCUGUUGCCGCACUUCGAGCUCGUGUCAGCAGCUGCUACUGCUGCUGCUCGUGUGCGCUGUUACGCUCACCUCGUCUCGUCCGCCGUCCAGCAGAGUCGCCGUGCCCACGGCCGCACUGCAGAGGCCGCCGCUGGCCUCUGCAGAGCUGCUGCUACCAGUGGGCGAGGCCCUGCACCUGCGCUGCCCGGCCGCGCGCUACCGCUUCGAUCCCGCCGUCGGGUGGGCCAAGGACGGCGCCGCGUUGGUCGCGUCCAACCGCACGCGCUUCUCGUCGCUCGAGCUGCACAUCUCCGAGCUGUCCCUCGACGACUCGGGAGUCUACAGCUGCUCCACGUCCGGCCCGUCGGGCCCCGUGCGGGCCAACUUCACGGUCGUCGUCUCGGAAUCCCUUUCCUCGGGUGACGAUGAGGGAGGUGACGAUGGCUCGGAUGAAACGGCCAUGGACCCUGAUGAAGGGGCAAGCGCGCCCUACUGGACCCAUCCGGAGAAGAUGGAGAAGCGCCUGCACGCCGUGCCCGCCGGGAACACCGUGAAGUUCCGCUGCCCCGCCGCCGGCGUGCCGAUUCCCUCCAUCGUGUGGUUCAAGAACGGCAGGGAGUUCCACGGAGAGCACCGCAUCGGUGGCAUCCGGCUGAGGCACCAGCACUGGAGCCUGAUCAUGGAGAGCGUCGUGCCCUCGGACCACGGCAACUACACGUGCGUGGUGCGCAACCGCCACGGCACCGUCAACCACUCCUACCAGCUCGACGUCGUCGAGCGCUCGCCCCACCGGCCCAUCCUGCAGGCCGGCCUGCCGGCCAACCAGACGGCCGUGGUGGGCAGCAACGUGGAGUUCCACUGCAAGGUGUACAGCGACGCGCAGCCGCACAUCCAGUGGCUCAAGCACGUGGAGGUGAACGGCAGCCGCUAUGGCCCCGACGGCUCGCCCUACGUGCAGAUCCUGAAGACGGCCGGAGUCAAUACCACAGACAAGGAGAUAGAGGUCCUCUAUUUACAGAAUGUAACAUUUGACGAUGCUGGGGAAUAUACUUGUUUGGCGGGUAAUUCCAUUGGGAUCUCUCACCACUCUGCAUGGCUGGUUGUCAUCCCAGCGGAGAGCACUGAGGUGAAGGUCGGCCUCGCUCCCCCAGAUUAUUUGGAAAUUGGCAUUUAUUGCACGGCCGGCUUGCUCAUACUCAUGAUGAUUGCCGUCGUGGUAUUUUGCCGAAUGCGGACGCCUAAGGCGCAGAAGCCGCCCUUCAAUGAGCCCAAACUCUGCAAGCUCUCCAAAGGCAUCCCUCUCAAGAGACAGGUAUCGGUGGAGUCGAACGGCUCGAUGAACUCGAGCGUGCCGCUCGUGAUGCGGGGCGGCCGCUUCUCGUCGGGAGACUCCCCGACGCUGGCCGGGGUCUCAGAGUACGAGCUGACCGAAGAUCCACGCUGGGAGUUCUCUCGGGAAUGGCUGACGCUCGGCAAGCCGCUGGGCGAGGGCUGCUUCGGGCAGGUGGUGAUGGCCGAGGCGUUGGGCAUCGACAAGGAGAAGCCCAACCGCAGCCUCCGCGUCGCCGUCAAGAUGCUGAAGGAGGACGCCACGGACAAGGACCUCUAUGACCUGGUGUCAGAAAUGGAGAUGAUGAAGAACAUCGGGAAGCACAAAAACAUCAUCAACCUGCUGGGGGCGUGCACGCAGGGCGGGCCCCUGUACGUGAUUGUGGAGUUUGCGGCGAAGGGGAACCUGCGCGAGUUCCUGCGCGCCCGCCGGCCGCCCGGCACGGAGUACACGUUCGAGGGCGCCGCCAGCGCGCAGGGCGAGCAGCUCUCCAUCAAGGAGCUGGUGUCGUUCACCUACCAGGUGGCGCGGGGCAUGGAGUACCUCGCCUCCAAGAAGUGCAUCCACCGAGACCUGGCGGCACGGAACGUGCUCGUGACGGACGACAACGUGAUGAAGAUCGCGGACUUUGGCCUCGCCCGCGACGUCAACUACAUUGACUACUACAAGAAGACUUCCAACGGUCGUCUGCCGGUGAAGUGGAUGGCGCCGGAGGCCUUGUUCGACCGCGUGUACACGCACCAGAGCGACGUGUGGUCGUUCGGGGUGCUGCUGUGGGAGAUCUUCACGCUGGGAGGCUCUCCCUAUCCUGGCAUCCCCGUGGAGGAGCUGUUCAAACUCCUCAAGGAGGGACACCGCAUGGACAGGCCGGCCCUCUGCUCCACCGAGCUGUACAUGAUGAUGAAGGACUGCUGGGCAGCUGUCCCCUCGCACAGGCCCACGUUCAAGCAGCUGGUGGAAGACUUGGAUCGCAUCCUCACCAUGACCGCUCAGGAGGAAUACCUGGACUUGUCGGCCCCAUUGGAGCAGUACUCUCCGAGCUUCCCCGACACUCACAGCACCUGCUCUUCCGGCGACGACUCCGUGUUCUCCACCGAGCCCCUACCCGACGAGCCAAGCCCGCCUCCGUAUCUACCGCCCACCCUGGCACCCACCCUGGCACCCACCCUGGCGCCAACCCUGGCGCCCACCCUCGCGCCCACCCUCGUGCCCACCCUGGCAUCCUCGAUGCCAACCUCCCUGUCGCCCUCCCUGCAGCUGUCAACGUAACGGAGGCGCAGCAGCUGUGCCGCCGCCGACCCAACUGUGUACAUACGGGACAUUGCUAGCGCCUUCAGCGAAGCGAGGUCGAAAGAGACGCUCGGAUAUGAAUGAGGCGCUGGGAGAAUUUAUUCAAAGGGACUCGAUGAUCAGCUAUUGCAGGCAUUUGCGAGCGCUGCCUGCCGCGUUGUUGUUGUUAUCGAAUCUCGGUGCGAGGGCCCCCGCACGACAAGCCAGCCCUCCCUGACCUUGAACGAGGCCCGCUGGGAAUCCGUGAAGGAUUUAAUGCCCGUGCGACAAGCGUCCCAGUUUAAUCACACUUGGCAGAACGCCAGCCCAGAUGCAACUCCAAAAGCCGACCCGUGGUUAAGUCGUCAACUUAGGUUCCUGCAGUCGCCGCUUUGUUGAAGCAAUCGUGAGUGACAGCCGAAAAUCCUCCACGCAAGCGCCGUGCGAUCCUCUUGCCUUGAUGCUGGUCAGGCCUUAACGCGUCUCCCAGCCCGGCUCAUCCGUGCGUUCGCCCCCUCUCCUUUUAUCACCGAACGCAAAGGAUCUGUGCAUUGCGGGGUGCCUGUGUCGGACCCGAGUGGACGAGCAGCGCCUGCAGAGGUGGCCUUACUUCCCGGUGAAGCUUCCGACUGCAUGACAAGCGACGGGGGUGGGAUGGGGGGGGGCUAACAAAAUGAUCUUCAAAGCGGUGCCUUGGGCUAUGUUUAUACAGUUCAUUUGGUGGCCAGCGGGACUGAAUGUAUUUUCGUUGCCAAUUGACUUGUGGCCUCAGGUAUGUUUCUUGUAACCCUCGGGGAGCCUGAGGAGCCAAUGUGACGGCACCCACACAAUCGCUUUUGGAGUUUGAAAAACUGCAAACGGGAGCCGUAGUGGAGUAGUAUCGUCUCCCGUCGUGCGAACACGCCAUCACCUGAACGCGUUUUGAAGCAAAGCAGUCGUCAGCCCUUGUGCGUUCGUUAUGCCUGUCCGCGCUUCUCAUAUCUCACAGCAAUAUACCAUACGGACUGGACUUGAAGCGAAACACCAAGAAAAUAUGUACGCAUUUUUAUUGCAGUCACCUUUGCCAUGGUCAACAGCUGGCGGGGGGGCUCAAAGUUGGAUGCAGCGUCAUCGCUUGAUUGGCCCCGGCGUGAAAUAAUAACACAGGUCACAUUAUAUUCCACUUCUUUGGAUAAAUGACCGCCGUAGAUACCGCUAUAUUUUGAGAAACGACUCAACAUGCAGCCUACAUUGAACACAUUCUGUGUGGGUGGCCCAUCACACCUUAUGCCUCGUCAUCAGACUGAUUGUUGGUGGGGGCAGCCUGCUAUUAUUGUCUCUUCGUUAAAAUAUUUGCAAGUGACAACCCGUGGUCUGGGAGAAUGAAUGGUAAAUCGUCCGCCUCCAAAAGAGCUCCUUAGAAGAGCCACCGAAGGAGAAUCUUUUUUCCAAUGGCAGUAAAAAAACAAAGAAAGCAGCGCCACUCUGGUGUGCGAUUCACCUCGUGAGUGAGCAACAGACGGAGGGAGAAACGAUGAGGCUUCUGUGAAAACAUGAGGAGGGGAGGGGGGUGGUGGGCGCUGCUGCAAGCUCUGGAGAAAUUUCAUCCACCACAGCGGUUGUUGUUGGGCGUAGCGUCAGACUUCACUCAUUUGUACACGUUUGAUUCCUUGAAACAUUAAAUGGCUGAAUGUAGGGAAACUUGCAACACAAAUUUGAGAACUGAAAUGUCCGAACUACAGUAAUUUAUUUAUUUUUUAACAAAUACAAAAACGUGCUAAAUUUUUUGCUUAAUUUAAACUUUAGUGACCGGUGUAAUAUCUAUUUGCCAGAUAUUUUAUCUUUUUUAAAAUGUAUUUUUGCAUUGCCUCGGUUUUCACGGUACAUCUGAAAUACCUUUUUAAUACUAAUGACACUAGAUAUGUACAUUUAAAAAAGUAUUUCUUAUCUGAAUGAACACUCGACUUUGCGGACAUUUGUGCUCUCAAGACAAUUGCCACUCGUGUGUGGCGCUGGAAAUAAGAUUAGUCAGAAGAAGAAGACAACAACAAGAUAACAGGGCACUGCAAAUGAGUUAGGACAAUGGAAAAAAGGCACACACACAUUUAUUCUGCAAGACUCAUGCCCUUUGGCCGAUUGUGAACCAGGAACACAAGCCAUUUGUGCGGACGCUCUCAGGGUAUCAACCUUAUCUGCCUUCCGGGAGCCGGGGUGUAACAAUAUUUACAUAUCGCUUUCGCCGUAAGAAAGCGGCAAGCGGUAAUACAACCCGCUUACAAAGAUAGGUACAAUCCGUUGGCGAGUCACGAUGACAUAGAGCACACAUUAUACUGUAUAUGGAUUUAAGAUGCAUACGUAUGGUUGUGUGUGUGUAUACAUGUUGUAAAUGUUAGGCCAGUUUGCAUUAAUGAUGAAAUCUAACCACGAUUAAACGGUCAAGGAGGUUUUUUUUUUUACAACAAACUGAAUGCAUGUUUAACAAAUUGUAUUGUUUGAAAUUGACAGCUCUCAGUUUUGUAUUAUGCACAAUUACAGGCUUAUUGAUAAUUACUAAUACAACGCUGCAAGUGGUUGGUAUAUUUGACAUCUAAAGCGCGAGGCUUAAGAAUACACACGUAGCAGUAGAGGCAUAUUCACCACGAUGGCACAGUUAAGAGGCUCCUGAAAUCUGAAUGCUAACCGCAUAAUUCCUCGUGUUGGUGAUUUGUAAAAUAAGAUUGUAACUCUGAUCGUGUCUAUAGUUUGUACAUUAGUUCGUGUGGACAUUCCAGUGCCUGCUGCCCCCCGACAGCGUGCCGAAAUAAGAAGUGAAGUUGAGGAAGAUAAAUUGCAGGCUGAUCGGCGUUUUGUGUUUGUCCGUGGACCUCUUGCCGACACUCGUUGCGAAAAGAAGAUUGUGGCUGCCUGCGGCUCUUUGGUGGACUUUUCAAGAGUGCAAGCACGUGGACCUGAAAACUCAACUCUCUGCAUAUAUGUACCAGUGACAAUUUUUAUAUGGAAUCCAGACAAGCCAAGCAUGUGCGUUUCUAACAACUACUUUAUACUUUGAAUGGCAAUACUUUGGAGAUGGUGGCGCUUCCAAGAAAAGCCUACAUGGGAUGUUCUGCAGGCUAUGGUUUGUUGCCUUGUGAUUGUCAAUUUGCAGUGCCAACAAUACACAGAUCUCUUGCCAUUGUGCCUAAAGAGCAAAGCUGUACGUACACUUCAUACAAUAUUACGCAAGUUUGGUUCAUAUCAACGACCAAUUUUACUUUUAAUAAGAACUAUAUCUGAAUAUGUAUAUUGAAAUAAAUUUUAAAAUAAUAUUGGCUCUUAGAUACAAAGAGCAUACAUUUACAAUUUCCUGUGUAAGGCAGGGAUAUACUCUGUAACACUAUGGUUUAGAUUUGUACUGGAGCAUUCCUAUAUAUAAAAAAUAUAUAAAUAUAUUUACAUGUAAGUGUCUGCCUUCUAAAGAGCAAAGCAGUUAUUACAGUAUGGUUUAUGGCAGAAUUUACAACAAAGAUUUAUUAGAUUUAUUAACCUAAUUUAUUGAUAAAUUUUACAAAAUUGUUGGAUUUGUAAACAAUCUUGUAGUUAAUUCCUACUAAACGAAGGUGUAUAAUGUUUAUUGUUUUUCAAGUUUGAAAUGUUGCACAGGUUGGUUGCGUUCCUGCAUCCGUUGUCCAGGAGCUGUUGUGGUUUUCCUGACAGCCCUUCGAGACUACCAUGAGGCUUCGCCAAAUAAAAUAAUUCUGUUCAACUGGGUACCGAGGUCUGCGCUGCCCCAGUUUUACUUUGUCCUCAAAUGCAGCAGCAGCAUCUCCACCAACAGAGAUGGUGGUUGUUGCACACUGCCCACAAAACAUCGGGAAUUAAGCUGCGACCAAUUCCAAAUUUUUUUGGCGAAAUAAUUGUGUUUUUGCUUCGGCAUGUUAAGAGUAAAGUGGUUUGAAUAAUGAUCUCCGAACUGCUGUUAGCAUAAACCAUGCGAGCGUGAAAAAAAAAACUCGUGACCAUUAAGCCUGUGUGAUUUACUCACUCCUGCAUGGGAUCAACAACGCUUUUGUGCAUUUCAAAAAUAAAGUUAAGCCUGUCUACUCA
Messenger RNA from Lethenteron reissneri (Far Eastern brook lamprey), 7670 nucleotides. Its product is annotated as fibroblast growth factor receptor 2-like. Gene Ontology annotation, biological process: protein phosphorylation; positive regulation of cell population proliferation; positive regulation of kinase activity. Gene Ontology annotation, molecular function: fibroblast growth factor binding; fibroblast growth factor receptor activity; ATP binding. The record is from RefSeq and is a predicted model, not a curated record. NCBI's taxonomy places the organism in Eukaryota, Metazoa, Chordata, Hyperoartia, Petromyzontiformes, Petromyzontidae. Gene Ontology annotation, cellular component: signaling receptor complex; plasma membrane.